AUGGGCGUUUGGCCUCGCCGGCAGCAGCAGCUGCUGCCGGUGCUGCAGCGGUGGCUCCUGCUGCUGCUGCUGCUGCUGCUGCUGUGGGAAGCCUCUAGCUUGCGCCUCAGCAGCAGCAGUUCCAGGAGGGCUGGAGGAGAGCCCCAUGCGGCUUUCUUAGUCUCCAGGGCCCCCCUGGGGACCCCCGUUGGGGGUCCCCCGGGGGCCCCCUUGGGGGGCCCCCCGAGGACUCAACAAGGGGGCCCCCUAGAGGUGCCCAUGUGGGGCCUCUCUAAGGACAUUGGAAGCUUAUUGUCUGUACACCCGAAGAGGCAUUUCUCAGGAGCUACUAGGAGGCCCAACGGCUUUUCUUGCCGCAGCGGGGAGUCUGCAGCUGCUGCUGCACCGGGUGCUGCUGCUGCUGCACCGGCUGCUGCUGCUGCUGCACCGGGUGCUGCUGCUGCUGCGCCGGCUGCUGCUGCUGCUGCGCCGGCUGCUGCUGCUGCUGCUGCCGGCCAACCUGCAGGCGGUGCCGCUGCAGGAGCUGGUGAAGCACCGCCUGCAGCAGCAUCAGGUACAGCAGCAAGCGGCUCGGCAGCAGCAGGCUCAGCAGCAGGAGAUCCAGCGGCAGCAGCAGCAGCAAUAGCAGAAACUGAAGAAUUAGAGGGAGAGUGGAGCAGCAGGCUGCUGCAAAACGAGGGACCCAAGACUUGGUCUCCGUCUUCGCUGUCUCCCUUUCAGGUGCCGCGCGAUUUGCUGCUGCAGCUGCGGCCUGCUGCUGCUGGUGCUGCUGCUGCUUCUGCUGCUGCAAUCACGCCGUGGACUGCAGCAGCAGCCUCGCGCUUCUUGGAUGCAGCAACAGACACCUUUGUCCCCAAAGCAGCAGCAGCAGAAGCAGCAGCAGCAGCGCGGGAGGCGGCUUGGAGAGAGGCGCAGCAUGGGGGCACAGACCAGCAAGUUGCAGCAGCAGCAGCCAACGCUGUUGCUGCUGCUGAGGCUGCUGCUGCAGCAGCAGCUGCUGCUGCUGCUGCCUCCAAGGGGCCUCAGAAGGCAAGGAGCGACGACUUGUGGGGCUCCAUGAGCCGCCUAAUUCGCCGUCUUGUUGCAGAAGAGGAAAAUGAAAAUGAAAGUGAAAAUGGAAAUGAAAGUAAAAAUGAAAAAGAAAUAAAUGCAGAUGAAGAUUCAGAGACAUAUUCGGACAUUAGUGUAGAGCCAAGAUUCAUUCCCGACGACUGGACAGAUGCCCCCAGGCCGUUUCUUGCUUUCUGGCUGAAGACUUUGGGCGUGGCUGUGCGCUCUUUGGAGGGCCGCGCAGCAGCAGCAGCAACUUGGCUGCGGCAGUGCCACCAGCAGCAGCAGCACAGGCAGUACAAAACGGACUGGCGACUGCAGCAGGAAGCCAAGGAAGCAGCAAGCAUGCAGCAGCAAACAGACACGGGAGAACUAACAAACACAGACGCAGAGGCAGAAGCAGUUCCUCCUCCAUUUCCCUUGCCUGGAAGUCUAACCAACAUAAACCACAGGUUUUAUAAUGUUUUUAAACUUAUGAAUGCAGCAGGAUGGGAUACAUGUUUGGAACUGCCCACUCCCCACUCUCGGCUAGAGAGCUGGCGCUUAGGCUCUGAGCUCCGUCAUCUGUACUUCACUCGCUUUGACUGUCGGGUGUCUGUACACCGCGAGUUGCUGCCGCAGCACCUGGAGGAGUACGUGCUGCCGCAUGCAGACGCAGUGUUGGUGCUGCGGGAUGGGAUUGUCGAUCCCAGCCUCAGCAGGGGCGUGGGGGUCUUGGCUAGCCAGCUAGCUGACCAAGAAGAGGUGGGGGGAGUCGCAGCUAGCCUGCUGGAAGGCAUGGAGCGAAAAAACCCUCACGAGAAGCAGCAGCAGCACAGCGCGCACAAAGAGAGCGCCUGCGGCUGCCCAGAGACCGCAACAGCAGCAGAAGCGGCAGAAGCCGCAGCAGCAGCUGCUGCUGCUGCUGCGGGAGAGCCAGAGGACGGGGAGGAUGGGGAAGGGGAGCCGCUGCCUGCAGUUUGCUGCAGCUUUUUCGAUCUGCAAGAUGCAGCAGUGAGGGCAGAGAUCGAGCAGCAGCUGAGGUUUAUUCCUGAAUAUACGAAUUACUGGCGGAAGAACACUCAGCCUUUCCACAGAGGCCAGGUGGGGAAGACAAGCCGCAAGUACGACAAUGACUUUGCCAUUUAUGACUAUCGCAAGCUGGACUUUGGAAUGGCAAAGAUGUCUGCACUGAAUCUUGCGGGGAUGCAUGACGCAGCAGCGCUGAUUGUUACUGACUGGGAGGAAGAGCCUGCCGACGCUGCUGCUGCUGCUGCUGCUGCUGCUGGCGAUGACAGUAGUGAUGAGCACAAAGAGGCUUCCCAUAGGGCAGCAACAGCAGCAGCACCAGAGGGAGCAACAGGGGAUGGUAAAGAUGAAGGAGAUGCAGCGACAGUUAAAGAUACAGGAAACGCAGAUGGGCGCUCCAAGAGGAAGCCCGUUGUUUUACAAGUCAUUCACGUAACAACCUCAGAUGAGAUAGAUCGCAUUGGCGAAGGGGGAAGCAGCAGCAGCAGCAGUAGCAGCAGCAGCGAUAAUGCAAGAAUUGCGACUCCGCUGAUAAACCCUCGUUUUGUAAUCCACGUAGGCCGCAACGCAAAGUGCCAAAUACACCAAACUCAAGUCAGCCUCUCUUCUUUGUUGUCUCCGGCGGAGCAGCAGGAACUGAAGCAGCUCAAGCAGCACAAACGCGAGCAGCAGCAGCAGCAGAAGCUGACACAAAAGGGGUUCAGGGGGCCUUGCGUGAACUCAGCCACAAGAGUAGUCCUGGAAGAAGGGGCAGAGUUGCAUCAUGUUUAUUCCCAGGAACUUGAUGAAGACAGCGCACACUUUGAGAACCUCUCUGUCUGCUGCCAGCCUCGAUCGAAGUACAAGCUCACUUUUGUCGACGUAGGAGCAGCCAUCAGCCGCUUCGCUUUGCAGGUGGAGGGCUCUGAGGGUUCGUCACACGUAUCUCGGGGUAUUUCGUUGCUAAACAAAGACCAAGACCAUUCCAAAUUUGAAAUGCUGCAUCACAUUGCCCCGGACGCAGAGACAGAUCAGGUCCACAAGAGCCUGGUGGCAGGAAAAGCUCGGGCUAUAUGGCGAGGGCGCAUAAGGAUAGAACGGCAGGGAACGGGAGCGAGUGCCUCGUCCUUAAAUCGUGUUAUUUUGCUCGAGGACGGCGCGAGAUGUGUCGCAGUGCCCACUCUCGAAAUUGUUCCAGAGGACAUCAAAAAGGCCACGCACGGAGCUGCCAUACGGGACUUCGACACGGAGCCGCUCUUCUAUAUGAUGAGCCGCGGACUUCCUAUAGAUAAGGCCAAAAGGCUUUUGAUGCUGGCGUUUGUAGAUGAUGUCGUAAGUCCUGUUAAUGACGAGAAAUUGGCCGCAAGAGUUCGGCAAAAAGUUGAGGGGCUUUUGCCUAAGUCGAGCUCUGGCCAGAUACAUAGACACCACAUGUUUAGGGGUGGCGAUGGCGGGGGUUGA
Messenger RNA from Eimeria tenella, 3498 nucleotides. Its product is annotated as sufB/sufD domain-containing protein, putative. Gene Ontology annotation, biological process: iron-sulfur cluster assembly. NCBI's taxonomy places the organism in Eukaryota, Apicomplexa, Conoidasida, Eucoccidiorida, Eimeriidae. The record is from RefSeq and is a predicted model, not a curated record. The coding region runs from base 1 to 3498 and encodes 1165 amino acids. The transcript has 10 exons.